AUGCAACUGUUAUGUUUUUGUUUCAGAAUACAGAAGGAACUGGCUGAAAUCACAUUAGACCCGCCCCCAAACUGCAGGCUAGUGAUUGUUUGUGUCAUUGGAGAUAAUUUAUAUGAAUGGGCAUCAACAAUACUGGGACCAACCGGAAGUGUUUAUGAGGGCGGUGUCUUCUUUCUAGAUAUCCAUUUCACAUCAGAGUACCCUUUCAAACCACCCAAGGUGACAUUCAGAACACGGAUCUACCACUGCAAUAUCAACAGUCAAGGAGCAAUAUGCUUGGAUAUUCUCAAAGACAACUGGAGUCCAGCUCUCACUAUAUCUAAGGUCCUUCUGUCUGUGUGUUCCCUGCUGACAGACUGCAACCCUGCAGAUCCCCUGGUGGGAAGCAUAGCAACACAAUACCUGCAAAACCGCAAGGAGCACGACCGGGUGGCUCGCAUGUGGACCAAGAGAUUUGCUGCUGGCUUAAGCAGUUAG
Molecule: messenger RNA, 477 nt
Organism: Candidula unifasciata
Lineage: Eukaryota; Metazoa; Mollusca; Gastropoda; Stylommatophora; Geomitridae
Source: the annotation of a GenBank genome assembly